This is a messenger RNA of Colletotrichum truncatum, 1548 nucleotides long. RefSeq lists its product as uncharacterized. Gene Ontology annotation, molecular function: ATP binding; metal ion binding. Lineage: Eukaryota; Fungi; Ascomycota; Sordariomycetes; Glomerellales; Glomerellaceae. The record is from RefSeq and is a predicted model, not a curated record.
AUGACAGCCUCAUCUCCCACGGACCCCUUCGGCCAGGUUCUCAAGGAUCUGGCCCUCAUCGCUCUGAGUCUCUUCUUAUUGCCCCUCGAUACGGCUCUUCUGGCUUUGUGCUAUGCGUAUCAGCGCCUGCGCCCGGACCGGAAGGUCUCCGGCCCCGUCGCCGUAGGCCAGCAACAGCGCCGAACGGUCCUCGUGACCGGUGUCGGCAUGACAAAGGGCCUGACCUUGGCACGGCUGUUCCACCAGGCCGGGCACCGUGUUGUCGGUGCCGACUUCUCUCCAUGGGCGUGCGGCAGUAAGUCGCGUGCAAUCGUCUCCUAUCACGUCCUCCAGAGGCCAAGCCGCGGCGGCUCUGACCCCUACCUCGACUCCAUUCUCAAGGUGAUUCGGGAGGAAAAGGUAGAUCUUUGGGUGAGCUGCUCCGGUGUGGGCUCCGCCAUUGAAGACGGUAUCGUCAAGGAGGUCGUCGAAGCACGCACGAAAUGUAAGGCGGUGCAAUUCGACGUCGCCCGCACACGCACCCUGCACGAGAAGGACUCGUUCAUGGACCACACGCGGGACGCCGGAUUGCGGGUGCCGGAGUCGUACCUCGUCACGAACCGCAACGACAUGCUUUCCGCACUAGAAAAUGCGUCGGGGUUGUCGUACAACCCGCCAGAUUCAUCCUCAUCUUCACCCUCGGCUGGGAAAAAGGGGCCCAAACUCCCCAAACGCUUCAUCGCCAAGUCGGUAGGUAUGAAUGACAGGGGCCGCGGCGACAUGACGCUCCUCCCGCUGCCGACGGAGAAACAAACCUACGACUUCAUUUAUCGCCUGGAGUGGCUUGGUAUGUCGGACAAGGAACCGUGGCUGCUACAGGAGUUCAUCGACGGACAGGAGUUCUGCACGCACUCGCUCGUCGUGCGCGGCGAGGUUAGGGCCUUUGUGGCGUGCCGCUCCGCUGAGCUUCUGAUGCACUACGUCGCGCUCCCGCCGGAGUCUUCGCUGUCGCAGGCGAUGCUGGAGUUCACCAGGAAGCAGGCCGCGUCUUUUGGGACAGAUUUUACGGGUCACUUGAGCUUCGAUUUCUUGGUCAGCGAUACAGACGUCGCCAUGGCAAAGGUGAGCAGGCCGGAACAGCUUAAGCUGUAUCCCAUCGAGUGCAACCCCCGCGCGCACACGGCUGUUGCGUUGUUCGCGGACACGCCGGAGCUGGUGGACCAAUACCUCGCCGUGCUCGACGACGGGUCACUGGCCGCAGAGGUUGUCACGCCGAAGCAGCCCUCCAAGUAUUACUGGAUCGGCCAUGACCUGGUCACCCUGUUCCUUCUUCCCACUCUGCGGUUGCUUCUCUUGCGUGAAUCGGUAGAAGGAUACGUGCUCUCGGUGCGGAAGUUCGUCGAGCACGUGCUGUUCUGGAAAGACGGCACGUUCGAGGUUUGGGAUCCGUUGCCGGCGUGGUGGUUGUAUCACGCCUACUGGCCGAUGACGUUCUGGGACGCCAUGGUGAACUGGAGGAGCUGGAGCCGGAUCAACGUCAGCACGCUCAAGGUGUUUGAGUGCGACUGA